Molecule: messenger RNA, 1522 nt
Organism: Episyrphus balteatus (marmalade hoverfly)
Lineage: Eukaryota; Metazoa; Arthropoda; Insecta; Diptera; Syrphidae
Exons: 3
Coding region: 166-1083 (305 amino acids)
Source: RefSeq, a predicted model, not a curated record
AUGUUAUUUAUCUAAUCUUUAGUUUUUUUUUUUUUUUUGUAUCUCUCAAGCCUUUGUAAACAAAAGAUAAAUGUUUUUUUGUUAUAAAAUAUAAAAUAUUAAAUUUUUUAAACAUUUUUAAAAAUAUACUUGUGAUUUACACAGUUUUGAAUAUAGAAAUUAAAAAUGGAUAAACGAAAGAAACGAACAUCCAUAAAUCAAUAUCUAAUGUAUAUUGAAUUGCUUGAAAAGGAUCCAAUUUUUCGUUCUGGAACAACACCACGCGACGCUGAACCCAAUUGCUUAAAUAAUAAAUGGAAAGAUUUAUCGGCACGAUUAAACACCUGCCAAAAUGGACCACAACUUUCACCCGAAGAAUGGAAAAAGCGCCUAAAUGAUUGGAAAAAUAGUACUCGCUGCAAAUACCGUCGGAGUAUAUCGGGUGAAAAAGAUAUCUCGAUGUCACCACUCGAGGUUAAAGCACUUAGUUUGUUUGGGAAGACACCAGUUCUGGUGCGUUCUUCCCAAACAAUAGAGUUCAAGUCCGAAGCCAAGGAAUUGUACGAGGCUGAAAAGAAACAUCAAGCGGCUGCCAAAUCACGAGUUGUGAACAAUCAGCCAGAGAAUAACACAUCACUAGACGAAGAUCUUGAAGGUAUAUUCAUCGAUGAUGAGGAAUACAAUGAAGACGAAUCUGUGGAAGAAGUCGAGAUUAAGGAAAGAAAAGUUGAAGCAACAAAUGGUGGUAUUCCUAAGACCAAAAGGCGUCGCACUAUUGAAACAACAGUUUAUGAAAUUAAAUCAUUUUCACCGAAAAAUGUAUUGACAAGUACGCCACACACAUUGGCUAUUAGUUCAGUAGAGAGCAAUUGCAACAUGACACCUGCUGCAACCGAUCAGCCUCCACCAGCACCAUCCCCACCAAUCCAACAAUCUGUUGAAAUACAUCCUUCUCCCGUCCAGCCACAAAUUAAUUUCGACACAAGUGCGUUAGAAUUCCAAUUGAAACGCAUUGCGGACAUUAAAGCAGAGAAAUUAAAGUUUGAAAUUGCAAAGUAUAAGUUCAAUAAUCCAGGAUUUGAUUACCCCACUGACUUUUUAUAGUACAACAAUAAUAAGAACAACAAAAAGAAAAAAGUAUCAUUUCAUUAAGUUUUUUUUUUUAAUAACCCAUAAUGUUAGCAUGAUUUGAUUAUGAACACGCUUUUGCGACGAAUCGUUAGUUAAGUGUCUAGGACAAUAGGUUUCGAACAUAUUAUACAUAUUUGCAUUUUUAUUGUUUAAACAAAAAAUUGUAUUUUUAUUCCUUUAUAACGAAUAUUAUUUGUAUUUUUUUAAGAUUUGUAACUUUUAAAGUAAUUUUGAUUUAAAAUGGUGUUUCAGCAGCAUCCCAUAGAAGAGAGAACUGAUCAAACGGAUAUGUGGCAACUGGUAUUGAAGAGAUUUAAGUUGACCGUUUUUUAAUUAUUUUUUUUUUUCUUCCAACUAUUUUAAGUUAGUUGAGUUGUUGAAUAUCGAAUAAAAAAAGACAUUUAUAGUGUAA